Lodderomyces oxycetoniae is the source of this 615-nucleotide messenger RNA. RefSeq names its product ATPase-activating ribosome biosynthesis protein (gene RLP24). Gene Ontology annotation, biological process: ribosomal large subunit biogenesis. The record is from RefSeq and is a predicted model, not a curated record. The coding region runs from base 1 to 615 and encodes 204 amino acids. The transcript has a single exon. Gene Ontology annotation, cellular component: nucleolus. Lineage: Eukaryota; Fungi; Ascomycota; Pichiomycetes; Serinales; Debaryomycetaceae.
AUGAGAAUAUAUCAGUGUCAUUUUUGCUCAUCGCCGGUAUAUCCGCUUCAUGGAAUAACCUUUGUUCGUAAUGAUGCUAAAGAAUUUAGGUUCUGUCGUUCCAAGUGCCACAAAGCAUUUAAACAACGUCGUAAUCCUCGUAAGUUGAGGUGGACCAAGGCUUUCAGGAAAGCAGCAGGGAAGGAAUUAGUUGUGGACUCGACCUUGACGUUUGCUGCUAGAAGAAAUGUUCCAGUUAGGUAUAAUCGAGAUUUGGUGGCCACGACCUUGAAAGGUAUGAGCAGGAUUGAAGAAAUUAGAAGAAGAAGAGAAAGGGCCUUUUACAAGAAUAGAAUGAAGGGUAAUAAGGAGAGGCAGUUGGCUGCAGAUAGGAAGUUGGUUGAAGAUAAUCCCGAACUAUUAAGAUUGAGAGAUGUCGAAUUGAAAAGAAAAGCCGAGAAACAAGCUGCCAAAGAAAACGCUAUUGAAGUGGAAGAGGAAGUGGAAGUGGAAGAAGAAGAUGAAGAUGAAGACUUAAUGAGUGUAGAUGAAGAUAUGGAAAGCGAAGAUGAAGAAGAGAAAGAAAAGGUUAAACAGAAGGUGUUAUUAAAAAACAAAAAAAAGUCGAGAAGAUAA